UGAUUGAAUGCUUUUAAAACUGUCUUUCUUCCCCACUUUUCAUAUCUUCUUCUUCUUCUCUUCUUCAAUCCAACGUUCUAAGAAGAAAUGGGCCGAUUGUUCUUAGUAACCUUGGAGGGGAAGAUUUACAGUUGUAAGCACUGCAAAACCCAACUUGCUCUUUGCGACGACAUUGUUUCCAAGUCCUUCCAUUGCAGACAUGGGAAAGCUUAUCUCUUCAGUAAGGUAGUAAAUGUGACAGUUGGGGUAAAAGAAGAUAGAAUGAUGAUGACAGGAUUACACACAGUUGCUGACAUUUUCUGUGUGAAAUGUGGAUCAAUUGUCGGAUGGACAUAUGAAACUGCUCAUGAAAAGAAUCAAAAGUACAAGGAGGGAAAAUCGGUUUUGGAGAGGUUUAAGCUUUCUGGGCCAGAUGGAAGCAAUUAUUGGGUUAGUAAUGAAGCACAAAUUGGUCGAAGUCAACAAGAAAAUGUUUGAUGAUGGCAUUUGACAAUUGUAAAUUCUUACACCUCUUUUCAUCCUAAUGUUAUGAAGUUAUGAACAAGGUGUUUAAUGGUUCCUUGUUAUAUAA
Molecule: messenger RNA, 571 nt
Organism: Lactuca sativa (garden lettuce)
Lineage: Eukaryota; Viridiplantae; Streptophyta; Magnoliopsida; Asterales; Asteraceae
Product: protein yippee-like
Source: RefSeq, a predicted model, not a curated record